Molecule: messenger RNA, 1488 nt
Organism: Orbilia oligospora ATCC 24927
Lineage: Eukaryota; Fungi; Ascomycota; Orbiliomycetes; Orbiliales; Orbiliaceae
Exons: 4
Coding region: 1-1488 (495 amino acids)
Cellular component (GO): mitochondrion
Molecular function (GO): alcohol dehydrogenase (NAD+) activity; metal ion binding
Source: RefSeq, a predicted model, not a curated record
AUGGUUGUCGCCAGAGUCGCCACGACGGCUCGGAACAGGGCCCUGGGUCUUAUGCGCACAAUUAACCACACCAACAAGACAUGUCCAUGCCACGGGGAUCCCUCACACCACCAUUCCCACGAACACUCCCGUCAUGCGACGAAUAUUCUGCGCAGGGGGCGUGGGUAUGCUACUCCAGUUGACGCAUCCCAGCAGAAGGAAUAUGCAUUUGAAAUGGCGGCAAGUAGUAUCCGGUUCGGCCCCGGAGCUACCAAAGAAGUUGGCAUGGACUUUGCAAAUAUGAAGGCGCAGAAGGUGUUAGUUAUGACGGAUAGUACUGUUGCGCAAUUGACGCCGAUGAAACAGGCUAUUGAAGGGUUGGAGAGGGAAGGGGUUAAGUUUGAUAUUUUUGAGGAUGUUAUGGUCGAACCGAAGGAUUAUUCGGUUAAAAAGGCCAUUGAGUACGGAAGAAACUCUGGUGCGGACGCUAUAUUGGCAGUUGGUGGUGGGUCGGUUAUGGAUACUGCGAAGCUUGUGAAUCUAUAUACAAGUUAUCCGGAUGCAGAUUUCCUUGACUUCGUCAAUGCGCCGCUGGGGAAAGGAUUGCCUAUUACUAAGGCAUUGAAGCCGUUGAUUUGUAUUCCUACCACUGCCGGAACAGGUAGUGAAACGACAGGCACAGCUAUUUUUGACUUGACAGACGUCAAAGCCAAAACCGGGGUGGCUCACCGCUAUCUUAAGCCCACCCUUGGCAUUUGCGACCCUCUAAACACCAGAACCAUGCCAUCGGCCGUUCAUGCUUCAUCAGGUCUCGACGUCUUGUGUCACUCCCUCGAAUCAUGGACGGCAAUCCCUUACAACGAACGUAUCCCUCGUCCGACAAAUCCCAUCCUUCGACCAGCUUAUCAAGGCGCCAACCCAAUCUCCGACGUCUUUUCCUUCGAAGCCCUGAAAAUGACAGUAAAAUACCUUCCUCGUGUCGUAAAGGAUCCCGAAGACACCGAGGCACAGAGCAAUAUGCUGCUCGCGGCUACUCUCGCAGGUGUAGGCUUCGGAAACGCAGGUGUACAUCUUUGCCACGGAAUGAGUUAUCCACUGAGCGGUAUGAAUAAGGGUUAUAAACACGCAGGAUAUCAAGUACCUCACCCUUUGAUCCCCCAUGGCGUUUCAGUCGCCGUAACUGCACCCGCAGUGUUCAGAUUUACCGGUCCUACAAACCCACAACGACAUCUCGCUGCUGCUGAGGUGUUUGGUGUAGAUGUUAGUAAUGCGAAGGAAGAGAGUGCGGGUGAGAUAUUGGGUGAAGCGCUGGCGAAGUUCUUGGUGGGAUUGGGAGACCAACCAAGAGGGAUCAAAGCACUUGGAUAUCAGAAGGAAGAUAUUGGAGCACUUGUCGAGGGAACCAUGCCACAGCAGAGGGUCUUGGUUUUGGCACCGAAUUUGAGAGGGGAGGAGCAGAGACAGAGGGAGAUUUUGACGGGGUUGUUUGAAGAUGCAUUGGAGUACUAG